Messenger RNA from Brienomyrus brachyistius, 882 nucleotides. It is a transcript of the gene cep20, whose product is annotated as centrosomal protein 20. The transcript has 5 exons. The record is from RefSeq and is a predicted model, not a curated record. Gene Ontology annotation, biological process: microtubule anchoring; cilium assembly. Gene Ontology annotation, molecular function: protein binding. Gene Ontology annotation, cellular component: ciliary basal body; motile cilium; centrosome. Lineage: Eukaryota; Metazoa; Chordata; Actinopteri; Osteoglossiformes; Mormyridae. The coding region runs from base 111 to 626 and encodes 171 amino acids.
UAUAAACUGCAGGCACACGGUCGUUCGAAAUAAUCCGGCAGGGGCGGGAACUUGGCGGGAUUGUUAGAGGGAGAAUCGACCUUUAAACUCGGAAGUUAGACAGCAUCACUAUGGCGACCGUCACGGAGCUGAAGAGCGCCCUCAAAGAGGCGCUGGAGUCCCGGGGAGCCCUGGCCCAGCUGAAGGCUCGGAUCCGGGCGGAGGUGUUCAACGCCCUGGACGACAAGUCGGAGCCGCGACCGCCGCUGCCCCGUGAAAAUAUGCUGAUCAACGAGUUGAUCCGCGAGUACCUGGAGUUCAACAAGUACCGCUACACAGCGUCCGUGCUGACUGCGGAAUCUGGCCAGCCAGAGGUGCCCCUGGACAGGCAGUUCAUAGCCAAUGAGCUGAACGUGGUGGAAGAUGCCAGUGCUUCCAGCGUGCCUCUCUUGUACGGUUUGCUGUCACAUUUUCUGAGCAGCGGAGAGAAGGGGGGUAAGGUAUUCCUGAAGAGGUCCGGCGCUUCUGAGCCAAUGGAUCGUGCCGUCCGUCCCGCUGGUGAUGCCCGGAGGCUUGGUGUCCCUGAAACGCACCCAGCUGGGAAGAGUGGCGCAGAGCCCUUUGUCCUUCAGGGAGGAUACAGAUGACAGCCUCUUUCUGCAGUUACAGUUAAGAGAGCGAGCUGGCUCUGAUUUGCCGCCCCCACACUCUCAUCAGUGGACUUUACAUCCUGUUUGACUGUAACUGAAAUUGUUGUCGCUAGGGAGUAACCUGUCGUGUUUGCCAAGAGAGUAGUACUGUGUACCGUUUGUGUUCCAGCUUUUUUUUAUAUUUUACAUUUUUUAUAUUUCUUUUCAUGUUUUUGUCCUAUUGCAUAAGUUUAAUAAACGAGUCAGUGAUCAA